AUGGUGUCCAAAAUCAAGCCUUUGGAUGAAUCAGUAGUCAAUAAGAUAGCUGCUGGUGAAAUUAUCAUAUCCCCUGUCAAUGCCCUUAAGGAAAUGAUGGAGAAUUCCAUCGAUGCUGGGGCCUCAUCGCUUGAUAUAUUGGUAAGAGAAGGUGGGAUCAAGCUACUUCAGAUUACUGAUAAUGGCUCUGGAAUUAGCAAGGAGGAUUUACCGAUUCUGUGCCACCGGUUUACCACUUCUAAGCUUGCUAAAUUCGAGGAUUUGGAGAAAAUUGCAACUUAUGGGUUCAGAGGUGAAGCACUGGCUAGUAUUUCCCACAUUGCAAGGCUUACGAUAACUACUAAGACUGGAGAUGAUAGAUGUGCUUGGAGAGUGUCUUAUUCUGAUGGUAAAAUGAUUGGAGAACCUAAGCCUGUAGCGGGUAAAGAUGGUACGGUGAUACUCGUGGAGAACCUAUUCUACAACAUGCCAUCAAGACUGCGAGCUCUAAGAUCAUCCAGUGAGGAGUACAGCAAGAUUUUAGAUGUUGUAGGACGAUAUGCAUGUCAUUCAGAAGGAAUUGCAUUUUCAUGUAAGAAGUUUGGUGAUUCCCAAUUUGCAUUGACCGUGAGAGCUAAUCUAAGCACUGUAGAAAGGAUUAGAUGUGUGUUUGGAAGUACUGUAUCCUCAAAGCUAUUGGAUUUAGAAUUAGGCCCCUUGGAAGAAUUUGGAGUUCAAAAGGUAGUCGGGAAAGUGAGUAAUUUGGAUCUUAGUUUUAAAAAAUCAAUUAGUCCUGUCUUCUUCAUCAAUAAUAGAUUGGUAACCUGCAAUCCAUUGGCAAGAGCACUCCGUCAGAUUUAUUCCACCUAUUUGCCUAAGGGCGAUAAACCAUUCAUGUAUUUAAGCAUUUUGAUCAAUCCGGAAAUAUUAGAUGUCAAUAUUCAUCCUACGAAGAGAGAAGUCAGGUUUUUGCAUGAGGAGGAAAUCAUUGAAGCCAUAUCCUCUAAGCUUAAUGAAGAAUUAUCCAAAAUUGAUACUUCUCGUACUUUUAAAACGUCAUCUAUUGUGACUCCACAGCCUUUGAAGGAGACGUUUGAGAGUACAAAGGGUCCAAAAGGUUCCGUUUCUAAGGCACCUCAUACACCUGUACAAAAUAAGCAAUCACCAUUAGGUAACAGUAUUAAGAGAUAUGAGAAUAAGUUGGUUAGGACUGAUGCAUCUCAAUCUAAAAUUACAUCGUUCAUGGCCAAUCAAUCGACACCACCAAUAGCGCUACGGUCUACGGAAAAGGUAGUAGCCGAAGGUAUCGAAGGAAGAGAGGGAAUAGAAAAUGCUAGAGAAUCACCUUGGAAUGAUAAUAAUGAAACUACUAAAGUGGAAUCCUCGCCUCUUAGAGGUCGGGGAUCUAACGUCCAUGGAUAUACAAUUGUCCCGAAAGAAAGAGUAGAUGUUAAUUUGACAAGUAUUAAAAGACUUCUGGAGGCAGCAGAUAGUUCUGCUCAUAAAGAUCUGACAGAUAUUUUUGCCAAUAUGACUUAUGUCGGUGUAGUUGAUGGGGAAAGAAGAUUGGCCACUAUACAGCAUGAUUUAAAGUUAUUUCUGCUUGACUAUGGUGCAGUAUGUUAUGAGCUAUUCUACCAAAUUUGUCUUACUGAUUUUGCGAAUUUUGGUGUUAUUAAUUUACAAAGUGGAAAUGAUUCCAGCUUGAAUUUGGUUCAUAUAUUAUCACACUUUGAGAACCUUGAUGAGAAAUCUAUCAAGGCUAUCAUCUCCAAGAUUUGGGAAAUGAGAGAAAUGUUGAGUGAGUACUUUUCGAUCAAUAUUGCUGGCAAUACUGAUGCAGAAGAUGAAAAUACCCAAUUAGAAAGUGUAAAAAUUACGAGCAUCCCGCUUUUAUUAAAAGGCUAUUUGCCGCCCUUGAGUAAAUUACCCUUUUUAAUUUAUAGAUUGGGUACAAAGGUCAAUUGGGAAGAGGAACAACCUUGUCUCGAUGGUAUAAUGAGGCAACUCGCAUUGCUUUACGUUCCGGAAAUUAUUGAGAGCAUUGAUUUAGAGGAAAGUGAUAUACCAGAGGAUAAAAAGGCGGCUUUUGUUGAUAAAACUAAAGAAUUGUCGGUGGUUUUAGAUGAUGUGGUUUUUCCUUGUAUCAAGAAACGAUUUCUAGCGCCUCGACACUUGACCAAAGAUAUUGUUGAAAUUGCUAAUUUACCGGGAUUGUAUAGAGUCUUUGAGAGAUGUUAA
Zygosaccharomyces rouxii is the source of this 2220-nucleotide messenger RNA. RefSeq names its product mismatch repair ATPase MLH1 (gene MLH1). Gene Ontology annotation, biological process: mismatch repair. The transcript has a single exon. NCBI's taxonomy places the organism in Eukaryota, Fungi, Ascomycota, Saccharomycetes, Saccharomycetales, Saccharomycetaceae. Gene Ontology annotation, cellular component: MutLalpha complex. The record is from RefSeq and is a predicted model, not a curated record. Gene Ontology annotation, molecular function: ATP-dependent DNA damage sensor activity; ATP binding; mismatched DNA binding. The coding region runs from base 1 to 2220 and encodes 739 amino acids.